Messenger RNA from Fonsecaea nubica, 1695 nucleotides. RefSeq lists its product as hypothetical. Lineage: Eukaryota; Fungi; Ascomycota; Eurotiomycetes; Chaetothyriales; Herpotrichiellaceae. Gene Ontology annotation, molecular function: transmembrane transporter activity. The transcript has a single exon. Gene Ontology annotation, biological process: transmembrane transport. Bases 1 to 1695 code for a protein of 564 amino acids. The record is from RefSeq and is a predicted model, not a curated record.
AUGCUCAACAAGCAUGGCUUACAAAAAGAUGAAAUUGUACAUGAAGAUGUCAUGAACCCUAUCGCCGUAGACGGCGCUGUCGAGGUAGCGGCCCAGAAUGUACCUCUACAAAACGACCCGAGAAAUGCACCAAUCCCCGACGCUGAUGGCAUUGAACAUCGAUACUUGACCUUUGAAACAGAUAUUCCGCUGAACCCGGUCCUACCAUCUGGGGCCAAGAAUGAACUUCCGCCCUGUCCAAAUCUGCGUGACUAUGACAACCCAUUUACCUGGUCACUGACCCGGAAGAACCUCAUGACAUACCUCUCCUGCUCAGUCAACAUCACGGCCGCAUAUUCCGCCGGCUCUUAUGCAUCGCCAACCGCACAGCUGACUGAAAAGUGGGGGAUCUCUGCCGUGGCAUACAAGACUGGCAUCACUAUUUUCACGGCUGGGUUUGGGGUUGCUCCUAUGAUACUGGCACCAUUUUCGGAGAUCAAUGGAAGGAGACCUGUCUUCAUCUUCACUGGAAUCCUCUUUGUCAUAUGCCAGAUUGGGUGUGCGGUGACCGACUCCUUCGCAGGGAUGCUGCUGGCUCGGUUCUUUCUCGGUGUUGGGGGAUCCACGUUUUCUACCAUGGUGGGAGGUAUUCUCGCAGAUAUCUGGGUGACAGCUGACCGGAAUGGUCCUAUGGUCCUCUUCACGGGAGCCACCUUGUUUGGCACUGGUCUUGGGCCUCUGGUGUCCGGGUUCGUUGCACAACGCACGUCGUGGCGUUGGGUGUUCUGGAUCCAAGUCAUCACUAGUGGUACCCUGGUCAGUCUUGUCACCAUCUUCUUCAAGGAGACGCGUGGUGGCAUCAUUCUCAGUCGCAAGGCGAAACUGCUGAACAAAUGGUACGAGCAGCUGGAAGCCGCAGGAGCUUUGGGGAUGGAAGUGGAAGCCGAGGGUAACGAGCUGGAAAAGGGCUCGAAGAGGUGUUGCCGGAUCCGAUGGAAAGUGAGAUCAGACGAAGACCGAAUGUCGAUAUCCAGAAUGAUCGCGGUCUCCCUUUACCGACCUUUUAACAUGCUUGUCACGGAGCCCGUGGUGUUCUGGUUCAGUCUCUGGAUCUCGUUCUCCUGGGCUGUGCUCUACCUGCAAUUCGGGUCGAUCCCCCUGGUGUUUGAGGUCAACCACGGCUUCAGUUUAGAACAGACUGGAGCGAUCUUCACAGCAAUGUGCGUCGGAGCCAUUGUCUCUACGGUCCUGAGCAUCUGGCAGGAAAAAUGGGCCGCUAAGCACUAUCCUGUCAAGAUCAACGGCAGUCCCGAGGGGAGGCUGAUGUUCACGUGCAUCGAAUCCGCCUUCAUGCCAAUCGGGCUGUUCUGGUUCGGCUGGACCUGUUACUCGUCCAUCCACUGGAUUGUCCCUACCAUCGCCAUCAGCGUUGCCACGAUGGGCAUCUUCAGCAUCUUCCUCGGCACCUUCAACUACACGGCCGACUGCUAUCACACGUACGCGAGCUCGGCCCUGGCAGCGUCGGGAAUUUGCCGAAACCUCCUAGGCGGAUCUUUUCCACUGGUAACAAAUCAGCUGUUCACGAACCUGGGGUUCCAGGCCGCAAGCAGCCUUUUGGGCGCCAUCGGGCUCGCAUUGACUCUGGUUCCUUGGGUGCUGGUCCUGUACGGCCCAAAGAUCAGGGCCAGAAGCAAGAUUGCGAGUUCAUUUACUUGA